This is a messenger RNA of Cygnus atratus (black swan), 4466 nucleotides long. Its product is annotated as inducible T-cell costimulator-like. NCBI's taxonomy places the organism in Eukaryota, Metazoa, Chordata, Aves, Anseriformes, Anatidae. Gene Ontology annotation, biological process: T cell tolerance induction; cell-cell adhesion; T cell costimulation. The coding region runs from base 25 to 681 and encodes 218 amino acids. The record is from RefSeq and is a predicted model, not a curated record. The transcript is spliced from 4 exons.
CUGGUGCCUGUGUGUCAGGCAAGCAUGAAGUCGGUCGCUGUAACGUUCUGUCUCCUCGGCUUUCAGUUUGGAGCCCUGUAUGGAGCUGAUACCUGCUCAUCAAGACCGUGCAAAAAUAUAGAUCAGCUGCAUGUCUCUGACCCCCAGGUGAUGGUGGAAUUUAAGAGUGGAAACUUUAAGUUCAUAUUCCACAACCCCCAAAAUGUGAGUGAAUUCAGCAUGACCCUCUUCAAAGGGCACGAAAAGAAGGAGAUCUGUGCUCUCCAUGUAAGCAAGGAGAAAGCUAUCCCCAAGAGUAACGUCACCUACUGUCAGGCAGAGCAUUCAAAUACCAGCACCACUUUCAUACUCACAAAUCUGGAAAGAAAGCACAUCGACACUUAUACCUACUGCCUGGAGAUGUUCUUACCCCCUCCUUACAUAGAUUGCCGCCUGAAAGAAACCUAUUUGUACAUCCAGGAUAAGGAAGACUGCAUUUCACUGGGAAUCAUGUCAUGGGUAACUAUUGGCCUGAUUGUGUUUGCCAUGAUUUCCUGUGUCUGCUGUGUAGCAGCCUGUCGCUUAAGGAACAAGGUAAGCAAGUCUACGAGAUUCUGCACAACCCUCCUUCCAAGGGUCAUGGACAGGGAACUUGAUUUAAUGAGAUUUAGAGGGUGGGACAGGCAUAUACUCAGCACGUGAUAUGUUUUUUGACAAAGAGACUGAGCUGUUAAUUUACCACUGAAAUUCACUCACUGAUGACAGCAGCUCAGAUUUAAUUUUUCUAAGACAGAAUUGUCUAUUGAUUUAAGGGCUGGGAAUUAAAGGAAAGAAGAGAAAUGCUGCACAGGUCAGCAAAAUUACUUUGGUAAGCAAUUCACCUGAUUGUUUUCUUCAAGAGGGGGAAACAAAUCAUCAGUGGAGCAAUUCCAGCUCUGUUCUGGAGCAAAACCACUUAAACAAAGAACCAGUUGGCUCAGGGAAGAAAGGAGACUGUGGACAUUAGUUAUUUUUUUUUGGACAGUGCGUUUUUCAUUUUCAGUUUGUUCUAUUCCAACUUUUCUACCUGAGUGCCUGUCUAUUCUGACUUUAAUAUUCACACUUAAAACAGUCAGAUUAACUGCCCUGUUUAAAGAACAAAGGUAGGAGUGGUGGAGGUUAGUGACCACAAAUUAAAGUCAUGGCAUUUCCUCUCUGUUUGCAGAAUCAGCAGUGUGAAUCCAACUCCCACGAGUACAACAGUGAAUACAUGCCCAUGGCAGCAGUGAAUGCAGCAAAAAAAACAAGAAUCUGAGGUUGUAUUAAGACUAGUAGUACUUGAACCUUUGCCUCUAACUGUUGCAAGGCUUUCUCUGGGAGGGACAGGGCUGCUUGCUGUGCCUCCCAUUGAGUCUAGGUGGGUGGGUGGGAAGAAGGGAUCAGCACAGUAGCUCGUGCUGCCAUGUAGCAGGAAAGGGAAACAGAACAAAAUCUCAGGAAAGCUUUUGAAUCAGAAUGGUGGGCUGGUUCCUAGAAAUGCAACUGUUUUGCUUUGCAUCGGUGCCAAGUGAUGAUCUUAUACAUGAGGAAGGCAUGUAAAACUGUUCCAUUCAGAUUCUUCAGAUAGUGUGUGCUACCCAAGGAGGCACAAGAGAUUUACUAGAUUCACUCAGGGUUACUGGCUAGGGACAAAUAAUCUGUAGGGAGUAAGGAAUUUCCUAACUACUUAAAUCCUUGCAUUGUAGCCAGAAGCAGUUUGGAUACAGAACAGAAGGAGAGGUUGGACUGAUUCAAACACAUGUGGGUUGCACAUAACUAAUUCUCCAUUUCUAUUCCAGGUGUAAGUUGCUUGUGGCAUAGACAUUCUGGCAGUGGAAGUUUCCAGCUACUUGAACCUGGACAAUGGGAAAACCCUGGGAAAUGGGAAAUCAACAUUUCCUCACCUUCUGCCUCCCUGAGCUCUCAGGAUGGUCCUGUGCUCAGUCAUGAGACACCCACUCUACCACUGCUCUAAACUCUGUUUUGCGCUAGCCUUGUGUGUUAACUGGCACGCUGCCUGAUCCACUGACUUAUACACGAAAUGCUAACAAUGUGUUAAAGAUGUCAGCUUUCAGCUGAAGAAAAUAUAGGGUUUGCUUGAGAGUAGAUUCUUGCAGUGGUGCUACAGAGGCAACUUCUACUUUCUACAGUUUCCUUUAUGGUAACUUUCCACUGGUUACAAAAAAAAAAGAAAAAAAAAAGACUACCUCCAAUGCCAUUCCUUGUGGCACAGCCGUGAAGUGCUGUCAAUGUAUUGCACAAGCCCUUUUAUUAGGGCUAGUCUAGCCUGAUACUAUGAAGUUAUCUUCAGAUCCACUGUCAAACUUCUUAGCACCACAUUAGGCCAGUGUGGUAUGCACACAUGCUCUCCUGCCUGAGAGAGCACAGCAGAGACUUUAUUGUGACAUAGAACCUUAGGUAUGCUCCAAUGCAUUUGUGCUAGCAGUACAUCUUUGCCAUUCACACCAUAGGCCUCCUCUUAUUUAAUUAAAUUCUGAAUUCUUCUUCCAAAAUAGUAAUAUAUUACUUUUGAGACUGCAAUUGUUCUUUAAAUCAGUUCAAACCUACAGGAUAAGUCCCUAAACUAGGAGGCAUGACGUCUCCUAUUCACAUAUCUUACAGCACCAAUACAACAGUAUCCAUAAGGGCAGGGUAUUCGUGGACUCUGGUUUGCAAUUAUUUUCCUCUUGUGGUUUGACAUGAAACCUUUACCACUUCCCCCGUGGGUUUAGGGGUUACUUGACCUUCUGAAAAUUGCUCAGUCUUCAAUAUAGCCCAGAAGGUCAACUUUGUCCUGGGCUGCAUCAAAAGAGGUGUGACCAGCAGGUUGAGGAAGGGGAUUGUCCCCCUCACCUCUGCCCUCAUGAAGCCCCACCUGGAGUGCUGCAUCCAGGUUUGGAGCCUCAGCACAAGAAAGAUGUGGACCUGUUAGAGCGAGUCUAGAGGAGGGCUAUAAAGAUGAUCAGAGGGCUGGAACACCUCUCCUAUGAAGACAGGCUGAGAGAGCUGUGGAAGUUCAGCAUGGGGAAGAGAAGGCUCCGGGGAGACUUCAUUGCAGCCUUUCAGUACUUAAAGGGGUCUUAUAAAAAUGAUGGAGAGGGACUCUUUAUUUGGGCAGAUAAUGAUAGGACAAGGGGGAAAGGUCUUAAGCUAAAAGAGGACAGAUUUAGACUAGACAUUAGGAAGAAAUUUUUCACUGUAAGGGUGGUGAGGCCCUGGAACAGGUUGUUCAGAGAAGCUGUGGAUGCCCCAUCCCUGGAGAUGUUCAAGGCCAGGUUGGAUGGGGCAUUGGCCAACAAGAUCUAGUGGGUGGCAUCCCUGCCUAUGGCAGCGGGUUGGAGUUGGAUGAUCUUUCACGUCCCUUCCAACCCAAGCCAUUCUAUGAUUCUAUGAUCCUUCAUGCUACUUGUGAAAUCCACCAAAACUUGGAUCAUAAAUGACCAACUGGGAAUCCAACCUGGAUAUGUUGUCAGAUACCAUUUGGCUGCUGGAAGCAGAGCGGUGCAUUGAUGGAGUCUUUCUGUAAUUCACUGACAAAACACAUACUGGUCAGAGGACACUAUGUUGAAAGAUGCAUAGCCUGCUUGUCUGGUAAAUGGAAGGCUGGUUUCAAACUUGACAGGGUAAAACAGGGAUGAUCAGACACGAAGGGGACAUUGCUGGUAAGUCAGGAAUGGGUAUUUCCUCAACAAAAACCUAAAUACAUAGAGAUACUUCAGGAAGAAGGUGCAAAUUGUAAGCUGUGACAUUAAGCGAGGGGGAAAUGAGUACAGCACCAAAUAAAGUAGGGAUUGCCAAUUUUGCAGCAGCUACCCUGGUUUGAUAACCAGGCUCCUAGGCAGAGAUGUAGAGGGGUACCCUGGCAUGUUGGCCAACAUUACAUUCUUUUCUGUCGUUCCAAUAAAUAACUUUGCCAACUGACCUAAUUUCCCUAUAAAGCAAAACUAUCCUCUGUACACCCACAAAUACAUGACUUCACCAUUUUGAAAAUUAUUGGUGAAAUAAUUAGCUUUUAAAAUUAUCAGUGAAAAUAACUAACCUUUACUGCUUGUAAUAAAUGCUGGAUAUAGGAUUCUAUGUAAGAGUGGAGAGUCCUAGUCUCUAGAAACUUUCAUCAGACUGAGAAGGAAAUUCAUGGAAUAAAGAGUUUCUGAAAGAAGGAAAAACCUAAGGUUUGCCUUGAGGUGCUGCUGGAUAAAGGAUAAAUGAUAAACAUGAUCUGAUUUUUUUUAUUAUUUUCCUGGGGGGGGGGGGGGGAUCCUUUGGGGACCCAAGAAUUGAACUCGAUGAACCUUGUGGGUUCCUUUCAACUCAGAUAUUGUAUGAUUCUAUGAUAGUUCAAAAUAUACUGUGCUCUAGAAAGAGAAAUGGUUUAUACCCCUUGUAACAAAGCUUUGGGAAAUCUCAGGUUCUAUCUCUGCUUUUUUUUUUUUUUAAAGAGAAAUUUUUAUUCUUAAUAAAACUGUUUU